This is a messenger RNA of Diatraea saccharalis (sugarcane borer), 938 nucleotides long. NCBI's taxonomy places the organism in Eukaryota, Metazoa, Arthropoda, Insecta, Lepidoptera, Crambidae. The record is from the annotation of a GenBank genome assembly.
UAUAUCUGCUUGCUUGUCUGCCACAGAGUCACAGAGUAUAUUAUUAUUUGCUUGCUGCUAUCGCUUGUUUUAUACUUUGUUGUUUUUAUUGAAUCCCCCAUCUAAUAAAUCAGGAAUAUAUACAUAAUGAAUAUAGAAAGCACUGCAGUUAAUAUUUUAAAGCGUGGUGUCGAGUUAGAUACCAAAAAGAGAUAUACGGAGUCCCUUAUUUGUUACCAAGAAGGCCUUCAAAUAUUAGUGGAUAAAAUGAAAGGUGAACCAGAUGAAAACACUAGAAAUUAUUUGCGAAAAAAGAUUGAAGAAUACAUGAAUAGAGCAGAAGCAAUAAAAAAGCUAGUGUUACAGCAGAAAGAAAAUGGCCAGUUUCAUGAGCAAGUGCACAUAGAGAACAAUUCAUCUGGUCACAGUUAUAAAACACUAUUUGGUAGAUUUUUAGAUGAAGAUGUGCAGUUCAUAGUUGUUGAAGACCCAUACAUAAGAAGUUUUCAUCAGUGUCAAAAUUUCCUAAGGCUCUGUGAAUUAUCAGUACGUUCAUGCAGCAAUCUAAGGCAUAUUGAACUAGUUACAACAAAAGAUAACAAAUCGGAGAGUGACCAGAGGGAGUGGUUUAGCAAUUUGUCAAAUGAUCUGAUGAAAUAUAAAGUGAAACUAGUUGUGAAAUAUUCAGAAACAUUGCAUGAUAGGCAAAUUAUCCUGAGUUCUGGCUGGAUUAUAAAGAUUGGAAGGGGCCUUGAUUUCUAUAAAGCACCUGAAAAUAAAUUUUGUUUAGGAGUAUAUGAUAUGGACUUGAGACCGUGUCAUGAGACAACUGUAGAUAUAGUUCACUCUAAAAAUGUGAAGCAGUCAUAUGGAUGAUGCAAUUAUGUGACAAUAAAUUAAUUUUAAGCAAAUUUUUAUUAUAUUACUAGUAUUUUAUUAAAUUUUCGAAUUUUUACUGU